This is a messenger RNA of Echinops telfairi (small Madagascar hedgehog), 4089 nucleotides long. RefSeq names its product apolipoprotein B receptor (gene APOBR). Gene Ontology annotation, molecular function: very-low-density lipoprotein particle receptor activity. Lineage: Eukaryota; Metazoa; Chordata; Mammalia; Afrosoricida; Tenrecidae. The transcript has 5 exons. Bases 1 to 3372 code for a protein of 1123 amino acids. Gene Ontology annotation, biological process: lipid transport; triglyceride metabolic process. The record is from RefSeq and is a predicted model, not a curated record. Gene Ontology annotation, cellular component: membrane.
AUGGCUGAGGACUCCCUCGGCACCUUCUUCUCCUAUCUCGUGGGAGAUGAGGUCCCCACGACGGGGGAGAGAGAGGCUCAGGAAAGGCUGGAGCCGGAAGUGAACAGAGGACAGACGCUGAGAAUCUGGAAACGAGAGGAACGGGAGGAGCAGGAGGAGGUGGAGGAAGAGGUCAGGGCAGAGGAGCCAGGGGUGGCCAAAGGGGUGGAGUCAGAGUGGGCCUGGCACAGUGAGCCUACGGGCAAGGCUGGUGUGGGCUGGCCAGAAGCGGCUGGGGAUGACAAUGGUGAGGAGACAGGGCAGGCAGGUGAGGGGCCAUUGACUGAGGACGCCUGGGGGCCUAAGGUCAGGGAGCUUGGGACAGAAGAGGAGGAGUUAGUUGUGGCGAGCUGUGUCCAAAUUACGGUCGCACGGGAGCCACCAGGACCAGUGGCUGAGCCCGCAGCCUGCACAGCCUCAGGUAGGGAGGAGGCUGACCCUCCCGAUGUCAGGGCGCUCAGCCAGGGGGCCGUCUUCUCAGGAGAAAGGACCCCCGUGGGUUCCGAGUGCAUCUGGGUGCGAGAGGAGGCUUCCAGGAGACCCGAGGAGGAUGGGGGGGAGCAGGAGCAGAGUCAGCCUGAAGGGCUCCCUUUGCACAGACAGACUCAGGCCCUGGAGACCCAGGGAGUGGAAGAAGGAGCCGGGGAUCAGGGGUCAGGGAGGGAGGCUGCAGGAGAUGCGGGGUCCGAGGAAGAGGCAGGGGACAGCUGCGAGGCAGAGCAGGACAGGAAAGAGAGUGAGGAGAGGCCACGUUCGGAGGAUGGAACUGACCAGACUGGGCUGGGGGAUGAAGCUCAGGCAGAAGAGGCCAAGGAGGAGAAGGCGGGUGGCUGGGGCGCAGAGGCCGGGCUGCCCCAGGACGCAGAGGCCAGGGGGGCUAGAGGUGACGGCGACAGCGACGCAGAGAGCACCCCAGGGGCCGGGCCCCAGAAGGUGUUCACAGGCCAGUGGAGUAGUGAGGGUGCUCAGCCAGGCCAGGGAGCACUAAGCGCUGAGUGGGGAGCCUUGGGACGGGGGAUCACAGAAGGCCAGGAGCCUGAAUGGAUGGGAGGGCCCCAGUCCCCAACCAAGAAACCUGAGGGCAGCCAGGGGGUGGAGGAAGAGCCCCUGUGGGAGCCAGCACCAGGUGGAGAGGCAGUGGAGGGGGUCCUGGGGGAUGACCCUGAGUCCUUAGAAGGUUAUGAUGUCCAGGUCUCCGGGGCAGAAGCCUGGCAAAGUAGGAGGGAAAGGGCCAUGGAGGGGGCUGCUCUCCAGUUGCAGGUGGCCACAGAGGGGUUGGGGGAGGGGACUGCAGGAGGCCAGGCACUGGAGGUCCCUAGAGGCCGAGAGGCCGAGGUCCUGGAGAACCAGGAGGUAGGGGUGCAGUGCAGGGAGGCGGAGGGCCCUGGGCUGGGGACAGAGGAGGAAGAGGCCCCAGAGACAGAGCCCCGGGAGCCAGGCAGAGACCUUGAGGCUGAAGCAGGGACAGGUGGGCCACUGGAAGAGUCGGCAGUCACGGAUGGGGAAGGAGAAGCUGCAGGGCCAUGGGGGGCUGAGGAAGUGCCAUCAAGCUUCGAGGACAGCGAGGAGGGCACACGUCCCAGGAGCCCUCUGGCUACAGAGACCGUGGAGGCUCAGGCAGCCCAGAAUGUAAAAGAGUCUGAGCCCAGAAGGGGAGCUGGGGAGGCCGUGGAGAUGGAUUUGGAGAGAGGCCGGGGCUCAGAUGAGCCGGCACAGGCUGGGGCCAGUGAGGCGGCCACCCAGGGGGAGGACAGCCCGAAGGACUCCUCAGAGGUGACCGGCAAAGGCCACCAAGAAGAGGCCCAGGCGUCAGAGUCUGGGGGAGAGCCGGGCACGGCUGGGGGAUCUGCAGAGGCCGAAGGUCUCUGGGGGAUGGAAAGCUUCACCCCAGGCUCCCCAAAGGUGACAGUAGAGAGUACUGACCCCACCAGGGAGGCCGAGGGGCUCCCAAGAGAGCGGGUGGGGGAGGGAACAGAGGCUGGUGGGUGGCAAGCAGUGGGGCAGGGGCCCGAGUGUGAGGGGCAGCCUGGGGACCCCCACCUCGAGGGAGGAGCCCCGAGGAGCCUUGAACUGGAGGAUGUUGAGGAGGCUGGAGACCAGAAGCCGGAGGCCCUGGAGUGGAGGGAGGCUGAGGAAGGGGGGCAGGCUGAGGAGGCCGAGGAGAUGGGGGCAGCCGGAGAGGAGGAGGAGGCCGAAGAAGCAGGGGAAGUAGAGGAAGACAGGGAGGUUGAGGACAGCAGAGAGGAGGAGGAGUCGGCUGGGGAAACCGAGGAAGCCCGAGACACAGAGGAGGCCCAGGAGGCAGGAGAGGCUGUGGAGGCUGCAGAGGCCCGGGAGGCGAGGGAAGCAGAUAAUGUGGGGAAGGCUGAGGAGGCCCAGGGGGGUCUGGGGGCCGGAGAGGCUGAGGAGGCUGAGGGGGACGAAGAGUUGAGGGAGGCUGAGGAAGGGGGGCAGGCUGAGGAGGCCGAGGAGGUUGGGGGAGCUGGGGAGGCAGAGGAAGCCAGGGAGAGGGAGGAGGAGGCCAAGGGGGUGGAGGACAGCAGAGAGGAGGAGGAGGAGGCUGGGGUAACCGAGGAAGCCCGAGGCACAGAGGAGGCCAGGGAUGUUGGAAAGGCUAGGACGGGAGAGGGCGAGGCAGGGGAAGCCAGGAAGGCCGGGAUGGGUGAAGAGGCUGGGGCAACCGCUGAGGAGGCUGAGGAAGAUGGGGAGCCGGGGGACACUAGGGAGGCCCAGGAAGUUGGAGAAGCCCUGGAGGCUGGGGAAGCCCUGGAGGCCAUGCAGAACCAGGAGGCUGAACAGGCCGAGGCGGCCAGGGAGGCUGAGCCAGCUGGGGAGACGGAGGAGGCCCAUCUAGAAGGCCCAGAGGCUGUCCAGGGUCAGAAGGAGCAGCCAACAUGCCAGGGGCCUGCAGAGGCUGAGCCUGUGGUGCGAGGAGAAGCCGAGGCCGCUGAGGCCCCAGGACAUGCCUGCGGGGAGGCCUGCAGCAGCUGGCAGGAGGCCCUGCUCCCGGGGUCCCGCCUGGACGUCUCUGUCCCCCGGAGCCGCGCCCUUCUGUCCCGGAGCUCCUCACAGCGCCGCUCCCGGCCCUCCUUCCGCCGGACCCCAGCACCGGGGUCCCCCGAGGAGCCCCCCAUCCUGCCGCCAGAGGCUGAAUCGUCAGCUCUACUGCAGAGACUCCCCCAGGCAGAGACACCUCCUGCACCAAGCCCCCCAAGGCCUGAAGGGACCCCGGUGCCAGCCAGGAGAAGGCCCCUGGGACACGGGUUUGGUCUUGCACACGCUGGCAUGAUGCAGGAGCUACAAGCCCGUCUGGGCCAGCCGAAGCCCCAGUGACUGGGAGCCAGGCCCCGAGGGAGGGCCCUGCGCCCCCCAAGUCCCCAGUGCCACCGCAGACACCGCUGCCACGGAGACCUCACAUUCUUGGCGUGUUGGUCACGGAGCGGAGAAAGCCUGCCGUCUCCCACCGAUCCUGGACUGGCGGAGGCAGCUGGAUCACAUACCCCACUGAGGGUGGCGGGGGAACCAUUUCUCCCAGGCCCUGUCCUGAUUCUCUCCCCGGCUCACCUCAGCUGUCUGGAACCUUGAAAAGACUUGGAAGAGACAGGACAAUGAACUCCUUCCCUCUCAGACUCUUCCUUUUCUCCCCAGCGCCCACCUCGUCUCCAGGAGCUGUGCAGGCACACACUGCCCGCUCCCAAGAUGGAGCCAGCCCUAGAGGAAGGGGCUUUGGAGGGUUUAGGGAACGCUCCUUGGAAUCCAAGGUGGGUGGGUAGCAGGGCAGCUGCCUUGGGUUUCCAGAAUGGUAGCUCACACCCCCCCCCAACACCGCCCCCCCACCCCGCUUUUCAAACCCUGCUGGUGGUGAUGGCAACCACCGGCAGCCAGGCCGGAAUGGGGGACCCCCACACUGCUGGGGCAAAGAAGCAUCCUAAGUAGCCGGGUGACGGACCCCAUUCCAGGCCUUGCUACCCUUUGGGCUCCUUCUCUGGAAAGAAGUCAAGGCCGAAAGAAGCGUGGGAGCGCUUUAUUAGGCAUCCAGCAUCGUGGCUC